Brachypodium distachyon (stiff brome) is the source of this 2080-nucleotide messenger RNA. Its product is annotated as flavonoid O-methyltransferase-like protein Os11g0303600. The transcript has a single exon. The coding region runs from base 722 to 1924 and encodes 400 amino acids. The record is from RefSeq and is a predicted model, not a curated record. Gene Ontology annotation, molecular function: protein dimerization activity; S-adenosylmethionine-dependent methyltransferase activity; O-methyltransferase activity. Gene Ontology annotation, biological process: methylation. Lineage: Eukaryota; Viridiplantae; Streptophyta; Magnoliopsida; Poales; Poaceae.
UCUAUUGGGGUUGAAAGUUAGCAUAUGCAGAUGGACGUGGCUGCUUCUUGUUCGGUUUGUCAAGUAAGGUAUCUGCUGAACUCACCCUACCUACUGGCCUACUGCCCUACUGGGCUGAAGAACGAACACUGCUUCUAAACUUGUUUUUAUAACGCGUAAUGUAAAAUCCAAUGCACUGGUCUUUCUCAACUUGUUUGUUUUGAUACUCCCAAAGCUGUUUCAUUUUUUCACUAAAAGCUGUGUAUAACUUAGGACAAGUUUAGUCGGAUCACAGCUAUGGAAGCAAGCAGGAUUCGGUUUUUCAUGCUUAAUUGACUUCCUAGUUUAACUUUUUUUUUUGCUUAAAUUUUGAUUUGGAAGAUUGAAAAUUGGCCUAGAAGCAAGAUAUUUGUGGAAUCCUGUUUGCAUUCCUAAUCGCAGAGGAUUCCUGAGAGCCAAAGGAGUACUAAAUUUGUGCAUGGUGUCAGCGUACAAAUAGGAGUGAUCGUCUAUUACAAGUUGUUUAACUGUCAAAAUUAACUCGAUACCUUUCUAAAGUUUGAUCAACACGUAACCAUACUUGUUCCCAAACUUACUCAUGAUGACUUCCCUUUCGCUCGUUCGUCCAAAUCGCGCGGCACCUCCUCGUUUCCCACAUGUUGCUUAAAUCUCCUUUUUUUUAAUGAACUGUUGCUUAGAUCUCCUGAUAUCACCUAUUGCUACUUAAGAAACGACUGAUCAGAUGUACCACCGAGACAGUACAGAGAGGAAGACAGCCCAGGGUGCAAUGGCUCAGACGACCCAGACCACAAAAGAGCUAGAGUCCGGAGCGGAGCUGCUGCAAGCGCAGGCCGACCUGUGGCGCCACAGCCUCGGCUUCUACACGUCCAUGGCGCUCCAGUGCGCCGUCAAGCUCGGCGUCCCCUCGGCCAUCCGACGCAGCCAUGGCGCCACCGCCUCGCUGCCAGACAUCCUCGACGAUCUCUCCGUCCCUCCAUCCAAGCUCCCCUUCCUCCGCCGCGUCAUGCGCCUCCUGGUCACCUCCGGCGUGUUCACGUCCCAUGCCGACGAGACAGACCCCUCCGUCGUGUACUACGGCCUCACCCCGGUGUCCAGGCUCCUGGUCGACGGUACCGUCCCCGGCAGCGAGGCUGUCGGCGGGCGCACCAGUCAGGCCUCCUUCGUGCUCGCGUGCACCGCCCGCCUCAACAUCGACGCGGCGCAGGGCCUCGUCGGCUGGCUGCAGCAGAAGCCGGAAGAAGAAGAAACAAAGCCGCUGUUCUCCCCGUUCGCGUGGGCGCACGACGGCGCAUCGCUGUUCGAGCGUGGCCGCGUGGACCCUGAGUUCAACGGGGUGCUCAACGAAGGGAUGGCGGCCAACAGCCGGCUCGGGAUUCUCACGGUGCUGCGAGAGUGCCGGCCGCUGUUCGAGAAUCUUCAGUCCCUCACCGACUGCGGCGGCGGUGAUGGCGCCACGGCCAGGGCCAUCACUAGGACCUUCCCGCACGUCAAGUGCACCGUGCUGGACCUCCCCCAUGUGAUCGCCGCCGCCACCGUCCCUUCCGACGACGGCAUCCAGUACGUCGCCGGCGACAUGUUCGAGUCCAUCCCGCCUUCCCAAGCCAUCCUCGUCAAGUACGUGCUGCAUGACUGGAGCGACGAGCAAUGCGUGAAGGUGCUGGCGAGAUGCAGGGAGGCCAUCCCAUGCCGCGAAGCCGGUGGGAAGGUGAUCGUCGUCGAGGUGGUUCUGGGGGCUUCUUCUCCUUGUUGUGCCGGGCCCAUGCACGAAGCGGAGCUCCUCAUGGACAUGGCCAUGAUGUGCAUGACCACGGGCCACGAGAGGGAGGAGCACGAGUGGCGCAGCAUCUUCGUCGCCGCAGGCUUCAGCGACUACAAGAUCAACAAGGCUCUCGGAGUCCAAUGCGUCAUUGAGGUCUAUCCUUGAUUAAGAUUAGGAAAUAUGUAACAUGUACUCUUUCCGAUCCAUAAUAAGUUACAUCCACAACAAGAUCAGCGACAACUUGCACUAAAUCAACGACAUUUAUUAUGUAUCGUUGAAUAACAUGUACUACAUGAGUAUAUAACAUGGUGGGAUCUGCAU